This is a messenger RNA of Camponotus floridanus (Florida carpenter ant), 429 nucleotides long. RefSeq lists its product as uncharacterized. The transcript has 2 exons. Bases 1 to 429 code for a protein of 142 amino acids. The record is from RefSeq and is a predicted model, not a curated record. NCBI's taxonomy places the organism in Eukaryota, Metazoa, Arthropoda, Insecta, Hymenoptera, Formicidae.
AUGGAUGAAGAUGAAAGACCGUUGCGGAAACAUCUCAUGCAGAGAGUGAAACAUGCAGUUAAGGAUCUUGCAAAAGUGGCAUCGAUUGAGAGAUUGAGGAACAGAAUUAUUGUGCCCCAUACGACAAAUAGUAACUCUUCAGAUGAAGAGUAUAUGGACGUACGUGUCAAUGAAGGAAAUGAAAAUAUUAAUAUUCCUCAAGCUUUGGGAAACAUUGAAAAUGAAAGGGAGCAAGAAGCAGAUAAUGAACAAGAUGCGGCAGAAGUAUUUGAUUUAUCAGAUGAUGAAGGUAUAUUCCAAGAUGAAGUUGACCAGGAAGAUGAUGCUUCAGAAAGUAGUGAUGAUGAAGAUAUAAAUGAAAAUCAUUUUGAAACUGAGGAACAGAAGGCUAACUAUUGCAGAAAAUUUGAGAGAGUGGGCUAUUUAUGA